AUGGAGACGGAGAUGGAGAUGGAGAUGGAUGGAGGUGUUAUUCAGCGGCAGCAGCAACAAGCGAUUGAAGCCGAUGAUUUCCACGGGGGCAGGACCGUGCAUUCCGCUCCUAUCACUUCAGAAUAUACGGGUCACGUGGGUAUUCCUCUAGGCCAUGCUCACUCUCAUCCUGGGCCUGGCAACCAGAGCAUACCUGGCACCUGGCGUUGGCGUAGGCGCAGUUCUCAGCGCCCGGGCCCCGUUACUCAUACUGGUACUGGUACCGACCUAGUGGCCCCCGACCAUGACCCAACUGGAAGUCCAGUGAUAAUACCUUUUACGCAUGCACAAUUCGCGUCACCUCUAGCAGUUCGCGCUCACACUCACAAUCACCCUCAUCAUCACAUUCACCCUCAAUCGCAGCCAAACUCACCCUACACUCACCCUCACCCUCACGCUCUUCAUCACCAUCAGAUAUUAUUACCCUCUCAUCAAUCGCUCUCUCACUCUCACUUCUCCGACGACUCCGCCACAGUCGAUGGCCAUUUCGGCACAAUGGAGCAGAUCGAGACACAAGCAAGCGACCUUCGGUUCCUUGCUCAAGUUCCUGUAUUGAAUCCAACCUCGAGCCCGUCUCUCGGCCCCGGCUCCGGCGCCGGACGAGGCGGGACUCCAGCCCGUACCCCCGGGAGCGCCGUGGGAGCCUCUACGGGUGCUCCUAUUGCUUACGAUAAUCAUGCCAGUCCAAGUUCCGCCUCUGUCGGCGACAAUUCCGCUCACGGUGCGAGCGCGUCCAAUGCCAAUAAGAGGAAGUCGACAGACGAUGGUCAAGGCAACGGAGCAAAGCAAACAAGAAGUAAAAGAAACAGAGCUAACGUUGCAUUCUUCACAAUGACAGUACAUAUCAAUAGCUUGGUCAGUAUGCUUCUGCCAAAGAAUGGUUUCAUCUUCGCUGUGACCGCCAAUGAAUGCAAGAGACGAAAGAUAAAAUGCAAUGGCGAAACUCCCUGCCAACGAUGCGGCAACCUCAAUUUGGCCUGUCUAUAUGCCCCGAACUGCUGCUCCGGCAACUUUAAGGAAUCCGACGAGUUCAAGCAGGUCACCUCACAACUAGGCCGCCUUCAAGAAGAAGUCGGCUGGCUACACCAAACCGUCAAGGCCCUUCAAUCCGAACCUGCCCGAUAUUCCUCACUUGGUGACCGGACAAUGACCCACGGCCACGGGACGCCGGCAGUCGCCCCUUCACCUUCUCAUAGUUCUACUUCGCUUAACCGUCAGGAUAGUUCGAAAUAUGGUUCUUUCCGGGGCCCAACAAGCAUGGCCUUCAGUCUCGACGUUGCCAAUAAUACGAUCAACAACAUGGGCUACAAAGGCAUAUCAGACGAGGAAAAUCCACACCUGAACGAUGGCAUGGGCCCUACCUCGACACGGCCAAGAGAUCCCCUCCACGAAUUCGACAAGGACGAGAUGAUUCGCCUGUGUCGUCUGCAUGAGGAAGAGAUCGGUAUCAUGUACCCAGUGCUCAACAUUCAAACCGUGAUAUCCCACGCCAAAAACAUGGCCACAUUUCUUGAAACCCUACGACAACAAAGCCCCAGAGAACUUGUCAACGACGACAAGACUCUACAGCUCAAAAUCAUCAUGUGCUGUGCUCUAGUGGUAGAAGAGCAUGGGCAUAGUGAUAAAGCCAUUCGCCUGUUUGAGAGCAUGGAAACGGUGCUCAACCGGAAACUCAUGGCUGAGGCUGCGGACGUUGCAACCCUACCAAUCCUGGCUCUUGUUGCCGGGUACAGAUUUCUCUCCAACGAUGAAGUUUUGGCUUGGCGAGUCAUGGGUCACGUCGCACGAUUAUGUCUAGAGCUUGGCAUUCAUCAAAGAACAGGCCUGAUGAGGAUUCAGGAUGAAGAAGAACGCAAGAAUGCUCUCGUCAGCUUCUGGUCGGCAUAUGUGCUGGAUAGGCGAUGGGCUUUCGCAACUGGGUUACCUUUCGUCGUUCAAGAUGAAGAAAUCGAUUCAGAGCUGCCAUUUCCAGAGGAAUACCCUUAUCUUGUGGCCAUGAUCACCUAUUCUCGGAUAGGUGCAAAAGUGUGGCGACAAGUAGCUCAUUUUGGGCCGGUUCUGGCACGCGAUUUGCGCUCGGGGGAACUGGAGCAUGUCGACCAGGAGUUGUUGCAGUGGUAUGAACAGAUUCCCGAAGAGGUCAAGGUUCGUAACUGGGAUAAGGAGAAGCAUAUAACGUCGACUCCGUCCUAUAACCUGCAACGCCUACGAAUCUGGACAUAUUUACGCCUGAAUCAAAUGCGGAUCUGGCUUUACACCCCUGUUUUGCAUAGCGCUACAAGCAUCAUGGCGCAUCCUACGCAGUCAGAACGUGUAGUCGACAUCGCCAAAGACACUAUCCGAUACCUUAGCCACCUGAAUAACACGACCAACUUAUAUAGACGUGUGCAGGUGUUCUACCACCAAUUCCUCACAUCUGCGAUUGCGGUCGUCUUCCUCGCAUCCGUUCAUGCCCCGGUCCGCUUCAGCGCUUCCUGCCGUGAGGAGUUUUAUAUGGCCCUCGAGCUGGUAAAGGAUUUAUCCGCCAAGAGCUGGGCAUCCCAGCGACUUUGGCGCACAAUUCGAUCACUCAAAGACGUGGCACCGCGAUUUGGACUCAAUGCUGAGGACGACCCCCAGUCAACAGCGGCGUUGGGGAUGAUAGGGCUUGCUCGAGGCCAUAUGGAACACCAGCCAUUCCGCAAGCCCUCUAUCCCUGGUCAGCAAUCACAAGCUGCAACCCCAGACUCGAUGGCCCAGAACGGAUCACGAAUUCAAGCCGAGAUGUCACGUAUGUUUGAGGGCUAUGUAGGGUUGAAUGGAUUCCAAUACAACGAUAACGAGGGACAACAAGGGCCGAAUGCUGAGGUUUCUGAAGCGUCCAAUGGCGGCAUUUUUGGAGUUGAUGGUACUGUCUUUCCUCAGUUCAAGGAGAUGUACUAA
Fusarium tjaetaba is the source of this 2961-nucleotide messenger RNA. RefSeq names its product transcriptional activator acu-15. The record is from RefSeq and is a predicted model, not a curated record. Gene Ontology annotation, cellular component: nucleus. The coding region runs from base 1 to 2961 and encodes 986 amino acids. Gene Ontology annotation, biological process: DNA-templated transcription; positive regulation of transcription from RNA polymerase II promoter by galactose. The transcript has 5 exons. Gene Ontology annotation, molecular function: zinc ion binding; RNA polymerase II cis-regulatory region sequence-specific DNA binding; DNA-binding transcription factor activity, RNA polymerase II-specific. Lineage: Eukaryota; Fungi; Ascomycota; Sordariomycetes; Hypocreales; Nectriaceae.